Molecule: messenger RNA, 3387 nt
Organism: Lactuca sativa (garden lettuce)
Lineage: Eukaryota; Viridiplantae; Streptophyta; Magnoliopsida; Asterales; Asteraceae
Source: RefSeq, a predicted model, not a curated record
AUGAGCAAUACGGCUAGGAGUUGGAUGUAUGAUAGACUAGAUGCCGAUGGAUAUAUUUCACCUAUUUUCACAAAUGGAUUGAAGACAUUCAUUGAAUUUGCUUGUAGUAAUCAAAGUUUUAUGGAUGGAGAUAAAAUUAAAUGCCCUUGCAAAAAAUGUCUAAACAGAGCAUUUCAAGAAGUUGAAGUUGCAAAGUUUCACUUGUCUAAGUUUGGUUUUAUUCCGAACUACUAUUUAUGGAAUAAACAUGGAGAAACAUCAAUAGGUAGUACUUCAUUUGGGAUGGAUGAUACACACUCUCCUUUUAAUGAACACCAUGAUCCCUCUUACAGUGAAAUGGUUAUGGAUGCUGCCGGUUAUGACUUUAUAGAAAGAACUUUUGAUGAGGAUCCAAAUCCAGAAGAUAAGAAGUUCUUUGAUAUGCUAGAGGCUGCUGAUAGAGAAUUAUGGUCAGGUUGUAAAAAAGCAACUCAAUUGUCUGUUGCCGCUAGACUAUUGAAUAUCAAAUCAGAAUAUCGCAUCCCUGAGCAAUGUUUUAAUGCAAUAUGUCAAUUGAUGAAGGAUGGGUUACCAGAAGAUAAUAACAUGGUUGAUAGUUUGUAUGAGACAAAGAAGUUAAUACAAGCACUUGGUCUACCUGUGGAACAUAUUGAUUGUUGUAGGUCUGGAUGCAUGUUAUAUUGGAGGGAUAACAAAGAUCUUGAUCAAUGCAAAUUUUGUGAAGCGCAGAGGUAUAAAUCUUCAACAAAUUCUUCUAAGUGUUCACGUGUAGCUUACACCCGAAUGCAUUACCUGCCUUUAACUCCAAGGUUGAAAAGAUUAUAUGCUUCUCAAGCAACAGCCGCUUCGAUGCGAUGGCAUGCUGAGGAUCAUGGUCAUGAUGUUGGAGUUAUGUGUCAUCCAUCUGAUUCCGAAGCUUGGAAGAAAUUUGAUAUCAAUCAUCCUUCAUUUGCAGCUGAAAGGCGUAAUGUUAGGUUGGGCCUAUGUACAGAUGGAUUUCAACCCCAUGGAACCUCAGGAUCACAAUAUUCGUGUUGGCCCAUUAUCAUUACACCUUAUAAUUUGCCACCGUCUAUGUGUAUGAAAGAGCCUUACAUGUUUUUGACUGCAAUUGUGCCUGGACCCAAGAAUCCUAAGGAUAAGUUAGAUGUUUUCCUUGAACCUGUUAUUGACGAACUAAAGAAAUUAUGGGAAGAAGGUGUCUUAACAUAUGAUGUAUCGUUAAGACAAAAUUUUCAAAUGAGAGCCGCUUUAAUGUGGACAAUUAGCGAUUUCCCGGCUUAUGGAAUGCUAUCAGGUUGGUCAACUGCAGGGAAGUUAGCAUGUCCACAUUGUGGAAAAUCUUCACAAGCAUUUAGGCUUCCAAAUGGUAAGAAGAUUUCUUGGUUUGACUGCCAUAGAAGAUUCCUCAAAUCUAAUCACCCAUUCAGACUAAGUAAGACUAAAUUCACCAAGAAUCGGGUAGAAAGAAGGAAUCCUCCUCCAAUUAUGACAGGUGCAGCAAUUUUAAGGGAAAUUAAAGAUUAUGGUUUCGUAAAAGUGACAGAAGCUAAUUCUUAUGUAGUAAAUAAAUCAUGCAACAAGGUUAAGUGUGGUUGGAAAAAGAGAAGCAUAUUUUGGGAUUUGCCAUAUUGGAAAACAAAUCUUAUAAGACAUAAUUUUGAUGUUAUGCAUGUUGAGAAAAACUUUUUUGAAAAUUUGUUUUACACCGUAAUGGAUGUUAAAAACAAGACAAAGGAUAAUGUAGGCGCAAGAGCUGAUUUAAAACUAUUAUGUAACAGAAAAGGGUUUGAUAAAAAUCAAGUUACAGGCGAGUAUCCAAGAGCACCUUAUGCAUUAUCUAAGGAACAAAAGAAAGUCAUAUGUAAAUGGGUAGAAAGUUUGACAUUCCCAGAUGGUUAUGUUUCAAAUCUAGGGAGGUGUGUAGAUUUGAGCACAUGUAAAGUCUUUGGAAUGAAGAGUCAUGAUUGCCAUGUUUUUAUGCAAAGGUUGUUGCCAAUUGCAUUUCGUGAGAUGUUGCCGAAAAAGGUGUGGGAAGCAAUUACCGAGUUAAGUCUUUUCUUUAAAAGAUUAACUGCAUCGGUAAUUACUGUUGAAGACAUGAAAAGGAUUGAAGAUGAAAUUCCCAUAAUUCUUUGUAAAUUGGAAGGUAUUUUUGUCCCCGGCUUUUUUGACUCAAUGGAGCAUUUGCCGAUACAUUUGCCAUAUGAAGCGAAGAUAGCAGGUCCCGUCCAAUAUCGAUGGAUGUAUCCAUUUGAAAGAUUACUCCAUCAGUUGAAAAAGGAUGUUAAAAAUAAAGCUAGAGUGGAAGGUUCAAUUUGCAAUGCAUUCUUGGUUCGUGAAGCAUCAAUAUUUUGCUCUUACUAUUUCGAGCCUCAUGUUUAUACACGUAACCGAAAGGUUCCUCGAAAUGAUGAUGGAGGAGCUCAAGACGAUGAUGAAGAAAAGUUGACUAUAUUUUCACAUCCUGGUCGCCCAUAUGGAAAACUCAAGAGGAGAAGGUUAACUGAUAUGGAAUUUAAUGCUGCACAUUCUUACAUAUUAGUUAAUGAAGAAAAAGUGCAACCCGAAUAUGAAAAGUUGUUGAAAGAUCUAUAUCCUGAUAUAAGUGAACAUGAUCUCCAGGCAGAAGUGGAUAAAAAUUUUGCAUCAUGGUUUGAGAAUUAUGCACGCCAAAAUCAAAUAAAGAACAAGUAUAUAUAUGAUCUUUCUAGAAAACCUUUAAGGACAGUGAAAUUAUAUAAUGUCUAUUUUGUCAAUGGUUAUAAGUUUCAUACAGAAUCAUAUGGUGCUCAUAAAUCAACAAUGAAUAGUGGAGUGUGUAUAAGUAGCGAAUCAUGUGAUUACUACGGAAGGUUGGUGGAAAUAUUAGAAGUUGAAUAUCCUGGUUUGCCGGUUAAAAGCACAAUAUUGUUCAAAUGCGAUUGGUAUGAUCCAACACCUGAUAUAGGAGUCAAGGUCCACAAUCAAUAUAAAUUGGUUGAUAUAAACAAACGAAGAAAGUUCAAGAAGUUUGAGCCAUUUUUUUUGGCUAUGCAAGCUGCUCAAGUUUGUUACAUACCAUACCCCAGCAUGAGGCAGAACAUGUCUGAUUGGUUGGCUGUAUGUAAAGUUAAACCUCGAGGAUGGAUUGAUGUGCAAAAUAGUGAUUAUCAAAAAGAUGUUGCUUUUCAAGAAGAUGAAGUUGAAGCAAAUGAAAUCAUUUGCAGCACGGAAGAACCUUCCACAAGUGCACAUGAUGAAACAGUUGAGUAUGGCGACAUGUCAAGCAACGUUUCUGAUGAUGAAAGUAAUGAUAACAAUGAAGGCGAGUUUGAGUAUAGUUCAACGACAAAUGAAGAAGAAGAUGUUGGAGGAGAUGACCAUUUUGAUUAUGAUAGUGAUUAA